Molecule: messenger RNA, 1903 nt
Organism: Cimex lectularius (bed bug)
Lineage: Eukaryota; Metazoa; Arthropoda; Insecta; Hemiptera; Cimicidae
Gene: DCTN4-p62
Product: dynactin subunit 4
Exons: 9
Coding region: 121-1530 (469 amino acids)
Cellular component (GO): dynactin complex
Source: RefSeq, a predicted model, not a curated record
UUCGAACCUCCCAGGAAUGUUUUCGGUCCGAUAACCUUCUCUUUAGAGUUCUUUCGGGUUGUCCCGUAUUUUUUAAUUUUUUCAUUAAUUAACUAGAAUUUGUUUGUGGACCGUAGUGACAUGUCGUAUUUAAUUAACGAAAAUUACGUUCGCUACGAGUGUACGUGCGGAUGUUUGAUGCCAAUAUCGCGUCUCUAUUUCUGUCGACACUGUCUUAAAAUCCGAUGUGGCUACUGUGUCUGCCACGAAGUCGAUAGUCAUUACUGUUCCAAUUGCAUGGAACACUUAUCUUCUGCUGAAGCAAAAGUGAAGAAGAACAGGUGCAAUACUUGCUUUGACUGCCCAAACUGUUUUCACACGCUUUCAGUCAGAGCAACAACUAGACACGCCGAAGAUGGCUCUACAAAAGCACCGACUAAACAUUAUUAUUUAUCUUGUUUUUUCUGUCGGUGGACGACAAGAGAUGUCGGGAUACCUGAGCAAACUGUUGCCUCAGGAAAUUGGCCUAUUAAAGAGAAUCCUCAUGCUGAAAAGCUUUCCAGUUUUCUUGAAUAUUACAAAUUGGUAGCAGUCAGAGAAAAAAGCCAAAGGGAGAAAAAAACCUUUGGCCCUCAUCGUAGGGGCUAUACUUCAAUUACUGAUAAAUUUGGCCUGACUUCAAUGAUAGCAAGAAAAAGGGCUGGUCUUCCAUCUUUACCACUAGGCGGUAAAGAUAUGAGUCCAAAAUCUCUUCCACUGAUUAAGCCUUGUGAAGCUGUGGAAGAUAUCAAACCACUUCCAGAAGAAUUUUUCACUUCAGCUCCAGACCUUACAAAAGUGACCACGAUUGCCCAAAGGCACUCAAAUCCAAUGCUUCAGCCAGAGAAAACAAGCGAUUUGCACCCUCAACUUCGGCAAUUUUACAUUAAAUGCUCACAAAGGUGCAGGAGUUGUGAACAUAACGUCUCAAAACCUGAAUAUAAUCCAGGAUCAGUGAAAUUCAAAAUUAGAAAUGCUGCUUAUUAUCACAUGCCUGAAGUUAGGAUAAUGACGUGUGAACCUCUACAAUCAGGGCACACUAGUGAAAUAAUAAUUAAAGUUGUCAAUCCGACUCAGCAUAUGACAACAUUACAAUUCAGUCCGUAUCAAAAGCUGAAUGAAGAUGAUAAUCAGGAUUUGACAUUAAGCCAAAUUCGAAAACCAAUCUGCAAUGUGGUAUCAAAUACCGAUAUAGAUUUGCCAUCUUCUUCGAUAAUUCUACCUAAACUUGAUGACGCGGCGGAAUAUGCAGAAGCCAGCGACACCCAACAUUUUCAGGAUGAUCCAAAAGUGGUUGUUUGGAGGAGGGGAAACAAAGCGGCGAUAAAAUUUACAAUUACUCCGGAUAAAUCUCUUGAGAAAGGGACUGAAGUUAUAUUUUCUUUCUCCCUCGAAUAUAGCUAUAUAAACACAAUGGCAACGUUGGAAUCGAAACAACCACAACGUAGUGAACUCCAGGCCAACGUUUUCGUAAAUCCUGGACAAAUUGUAGGAAAUACGAAUGAUGAUUAGGGUGCUUGAAUACAACACAUUCCUCAUGUCUUUACUCAACAUUUUGAUGGGAAGCUAUAUUACUAAUUAGCUAUAUGCUUAAUGCUUACUUUUAUCACUAAUUUUUUUAAGCAAAAAAUCACCAAACAUUAUUUAUUACACAUGUAUUAUUAUUUAAAAAAAUUAUGUACAAUAACUAAAAGGUAUUAUUAUAUGGGAAAGAGUUUCUGAUAUAAUGAUGUUUUCUUCCUCUUUUAAUAAUUUAUUUUUUACUUUUUUUCUAAUUACGAAUCUUGAAAAAUCAAUGUUUAUGUACUAAAUUUUUUAGAAGCGUAAGCAAAAAAUGCUUGUAUUGCACAAAAAUGUAAAUAAAUGUCAAAUUAUUAAAGUGAUC